Effrenium voratum is the source of this 3075-nucleotide messenger RNA. Lineage: Eukaryota; Dinophyceae; Suessiales; Symbiodiniaceae. The record is from the annotation of a GenBank genome assembly.
GCCGUGUUCUGAGGGGUUUCCCCCUCCCCGCGCCUGGGCCUUCGCGCCCUUGGGGUGGGAAGCGGCAGAAGCGGCCACCGGCCUUCGCAUGGCGCGGCGGGGUCGGCGGCUUCGCCAUGCGGGGGAAGAGCCUCUACGCCCACUUCGCGGGCUCCGAGCGCUCCGAGCGCUCCGAGGAUCUCGUGGAGGAUCUUGAGGUAGAGGCGCUUGCAAGAGCUGAAGCUGGAAGUGAUGCCAGGCUGGCAGAGCGUGAGAUCAAGGAGAGCAAGGAGAGUCAGGAGAGCCAGGACAGCCAGGUCAAGGCAAGCCAGGAGAGCAAGGAGAGCAAGGAGAGCAAGGAGAGCAAGGAGAGCAAGGAGAGCAAGGAGAGCAAGGAGAGCAAGGAGAGCAAGGAGAGCAAGGAGAGCAAGGAGAGCAAAGAGAGCAAGGACAGCCAGGUCAAAGAAAGCCACGAGAGCAAGGAGAGCAAGGAGAGCAAGGAGAGCAAGGACAGCAAGGAGAGUCAGGAGAGUCAGGAGAGCGAGGUCAAAGAAAGCCAUGAGAGCAAGGAGAGCAAGGAGAGCAAGGAGAGCAAGAGCCAGGAGAGCCUUAGCUCUGACGUCAAGGAGAGCAAGCCCUCUGAGCUCAAGUCGAGCCAAGACAGCGAGGCCAAAGACUCCAGUUCCUCGUCGAGCUCCACCUCCGACUCCGAGUCGUCGCAGGCUGAUUCGAAGCUGGCUUCCAGCAAGGAUGACGAGGCCGGCGAGACGACCCCGCUCAUGGGCAAGGCGCCGCAGGUGGAGGACUGGUCCCCGGCCUUCAAGGCGCGGGUGAAGCGCUGGGUGUGCCUCGGCCUCUGCAGCGCCUCGCUGCUCGGCGCCUGGUGGGCGCUCUGGGUGAACCUCUGCCUGCUGACCCCGUGGAGCGCCUGGUCCGCCUGCGGGCGCCGCUCGGCCUGGGCGCCCUCCUGCGGCCUGGGCGCCAAGUCCCGGCGCCGAGACGUGCGCUGGGGACGCUGUGCGGGCGUUGAGUUCACGGAGGCCCAGGCCUGCCAGCUGGGGCUCUGCAGCUUGGACCCGACUGCGUCGGACGCCCGCUGCGACGCAGAGGCGCGCCGGGAGCGCCUGGCCGAGCUUCCGCGGGCCUUUGGGCACAGUGCCUGGCGCCACCUGCAGCAGUGCGGCGCUCUGCUCUGCUGCCACGGCUGCACGGGGCACGCGCUCAGUCUGGGCGAGGGCGCCGUGUGCGGGCUGGCUGUGGGCGCGGUGCCGCUGCUGUCUGCGGAGGGCUGCUUCUCCUGCUCUGUGCUGCCGAUCGGCGGCGGGGAUGGGAUUUCGGCCUGCCAUGCGACGACGUGCCGGCGGAACUUCAGUGGAGGCGAGGAUGAGCCGCCAGUUCCGCUCUGCUGCUUUUCCCUGGCGAGCGCCGCGAGCGCUGCGCACGCGGCGAACUCGGGCGCUUCGGCGGAGUUCUCUGAGAUCGGGGAGCCGGACGAGGUGAACUUCCGGCGCCGGCCGGGGUUCUCCGCGGUGCUGGGGGAGUUGGAGGACCUGAGCGGCUGGCCCUUGAGCCCGAACGAGCGCAGCUGUCAGGACGACUGCUGGGAGAACAGCUUCUGCUACAUCUACGUCUAUCUCUCUGAGGACGGUGGAAGACCCGCGGCACCGGCGGCGCUGCGUGACCUGGCGCCUGCGCACGGCAGAGGAGAGGCCAAGCGGGCGGCGGCGAAGAGUUGGCUGCGGCAGCCCGGGGCCUUCAGCGGCUUGAAGCUGAUCCCGCGCCUGGCGGAGAUGGUGGUCACUGCGGUUACCUCUGGGUCCGCCGGGGCGGGGACGCUGGGCCGCUUCAGGCUGAUGGUGUGCGAGUCUCCGGGCCGGUGCCAGGACCGCAAAGCUUUGGUGCUGACGGACCAAAGCUGCGAGCAGGGCCGCCACUGCCUGAGCACAGGUUACGAGGCCACCUUUGUGAAGAACAUCAUGCUGCCUUCGAGCUUCCGCUUGCACGGGGUGCGGGUGGAGACGGUGGGAUCCUCCGUUUGGUCCGUGGACAGCCUGCAGGUGCGCGUGGACGGGCAGAAGGGCCGCUUCACGGGUCCCGCGGCGGUGGCGAAGACGCGGCCGCUCUUCUUCUCCGUGGGCUGCGUGACCCAGGCGUCGGAGCUGAGUUCGGUGCCGGCGGGCACCCCGUGCCUCUGGCCGUGUCUGGGUGCUUCGACCGCGCAGAAGUACUGCUACGUGGACGAGGAGAAGAAGAAGUGGGGCUACUGCGCGCCCGCCUGCGAGACGAAGAGCACGGAGGACAGCCAGAUGAAGUCGGAGCUGACCUGCGCCGAGCUGAACUGGCCCACCCGCUCCAGCGCCAACGACGACGGAGCCGUGUGCGCGGCCAGCGACGAGGCGCCUUUGAAGGGCUGCAGCGGGGAGGUGCCCUGGAGCACGGCGCAGCGGAACUGCAAGGAGGUCGGGGCCAGACUGUGCACCCGGAGCGAGCUGGAAGCGGACGAGGCGGCAGGCACGGGCUGCGGCAUGGACCGGACGCGGGUGUGGUCGGGCACCAAGUGCGGCACCAACGAGUUCCUGUCGCUGGUGGGGGCCACGGCCUUCCGGGGACAGCUGAAGCCGAGAUGUACCGUGGCAGAUGAGCCUUUGGCGCGUGUCCGCUGCUGCGCGGACGCCCGUGCGCUGCGGCUCCGCUUCCGGCGCAGCGACCGGGACGCGCACGCGCUGCCGGCGGGGUUGAGCAUUGAGAACUCCGGCGGGCUGAUGAACUGGGCGGUGGUGUCAGGCACCAACUGGCGGGGGGACUUUGGCUUCUUCCUGCAGAGCGGCAUGCGGGGCUUGCUGGCGCCCAAAGACGGCCAGCACUUGGACGUGCUGCUUUCAGGAGUGCACACGGCCCCUCGGGGGGGCAUCAUCGAAUUCUUCUACCGCAUCGACUCCGAGCGCCAGGCCGACCUGCUGCGCUUCUUCAUCGACGAGAGAUGGAGCAGAACACGGGCGGGCUCCCGGCCUCUGGCACCGUCGCGUGGACGAAGGCGUCCUUCAGCUUCUCCGGGUCCAAGAGAUGAAGACCCACACCUUCCGCUGGCGCUACGAG